AUGUCAACAACAGAGAACACAACAACAGUUAUAGUCCAUGAAGCUAUAAAUGAAGAAUACGAGUACAUACAGUAUAACAAACAAUUGCGUCUAAUUCGUUCGGUCAAAGACGAUAUGUACCAAAUGCAAAGUAUUUUGACGGCUUGUUUUGCUCCAGAUACUAAGCUUCCUAAAGACUGGUUUAGGAACCAAAGCACACAAGAACUUUUGAGCGAAGCACAGCGAGACAUACUUUUUUCUGAAAAUCGUGAAGAACAGCGAGUGGGAGGGAAACCGCAGUCGCCUAAAACUCAUGAAAAUCGUGAAGAACAGCGAGUGGGAGGAAAAUCCCACUCGCCAAAACUCUAUGAAAAUCGUGAAAAAUUGCCAAACGGUUUGAGAGGAUAUUAUGUUCAUAGACUUCUUGUAAAUGCUGUUGCAAUGUGGGCUUCACCUCGUUAUGCUUGGAAUAUUUACAGACUUCUUGACGAAAUUCAUAGACAAGAACGUGAAGAGCUAGAGAACAAGCUUGAAGCAAAAGCCAAAAGCAUUCAGAAAAGAAUACCACGUUCGGUACCAAAAGGAAAGGAAAAGAACUAUAAGUAUAUGAUUUAUACUGAAGAGAUGGAAAAUGAAGAAGAUAAAGAUAUGGUUAUGUUGCAUUUAGUCAGAAGAAACAACAAAAGCUUUUACGACCUUGCUAAGAUUUACAAAUCUGACAGAAAUUGGUUCUAUCGCGAAAACUUACCGAUUUCAAUGACCCCAAAUGAAGAUGUGAAACAAAUAGUUCAAGAUACUUUACCUCAAACACACUAUGAUAUUAAAGGUUGUACAAUUCUUACCUUCAAAGAAGAUUUGCCAUUGUUAAAGGAAAAAAUAACAGAGUAUUUUGACAACUUCAAACAAGUAGAGUAA
Messenger RNA from Trichomonas vaginalis G3, 894 nucleotides. Its product is annotated as KilA, N-terminal/APSES-type HTH, DNA-binding family. The transcript has a single exon. The coding region runs from base 1 to 894 and encodes 297 amino acids. Lineage: Eukaryota; Parabasalia; Trichomonadida; Trichomonadidae. The record is from RefSeq and is a predicted model, not a curated record.